Amoebophrya sp. A25 is the source of this 4571-nucleotide messenger RNA. NCBI's taxonomy places the organism in Eukaryota, Dinophyceae, Syndiniales, Amoebophryaceae. The record is from the annotation of a GenBank genome assembly.
CUUUGAUUCUCAGUUCCGAGUAAAACAUAGACAACAUCUAGUGACCAUAAGUAUCAUCAUUGUAAUCAAUUUUUUUUGCUAUCAAUGAAAAAAUAAACAAAAUAGAUUGAAAUUCAAUCAAACACCAAUCAUUUUCAUCUCCUUGUUUCAAAAACACAUAUGAUCACACCGAACCGAGACAUCCCGAAAUUCGCAGACAUAAUGAGAAGUGCUGUCAUCCAAGCAUCUGUUCCUCCACGAGACAAGAGGACGCUUACAGUCACUAGUCGGAUAAAGAUAGGAAAUCGGCGCAGACCGAUCUUGAUGCACAGGAGAAUGAAAGAUCAGGAACAACAUGCACAGGACAUGAUACACAGGAGACCAGGAGGACGUCCCCUUGAUGGCACGCAGCAACGUCAUACUACCACUACGCACGACCAGCUGGCCUUUGGUUUUACUACCAAGGUAGCCAAAAUGAUGGGCCGUAGAAGUCGUGGGCGAAGAAGAAAGAUCGCAGCCACGAUAGUGGCAGUUGGCGGAUCAGCCCUCGUAGUAGCCGGCUUGUACUCUUCGGGCGGCGAAGGUCGCAGCAGAAUCGCCCUAUCUCUCUUCGCUGGAAGCGAACCCCCACCAUUAGAUUUCUGUCUAGGCACAGCUGAGGACUGCAAGGAAGCCGAAAAAGAGGUACUUAGGCGUAGAAUGGUAGACUCUUCGUUCUAUGUCUUGGAAAUGAAGAGAUCACACAUGAGGAGAGUAGGCAACACGAGUCUCGAUUAAGUUGGGCACUUAUCUAACAGCAUGGGGCGUGGGAGAUUGCGCGCUGCUUAUUUUCCACUAACGCUUCCCUCCCGUUUUUUUCUUCUGUUGUCUACAACUCUUCUUGUGCAACCCCUCAGGAGCAUGCCCCCGAAGUCGUCGAAUUAGAUGAGGAUGCUGCACGCAACCAAGUCUUCGACUGCACGCUAGCAAUGACGCCAGCUGACUGCACUGACGGGGAGCGUGAAAAAAGGUGUAUUUGGCAAGACAACGUUGUGCGCGAUGCUUCCUCCGGCGAAGUCAAGAUGAUGGGAGGAUGUCAACAUAAGCAGUGCAUUUGCACGGGUCACGCUCCGCUCGAUCCCGCAUGGGACAAAUAUCUCAACAUCGUCGCAGGUAUAUCUUCCACCUCCAUGCAAUAGAAGUCCUAGAGCUAGUUUUGCUACACCACCUCAAGAGAAACUAGAACUAACUAUGUAAGUCUAACAAGUACUGAGUUGUUGGGUUUCUGCAUCACAUUGUUCAGAAUUGUUGCACGACUAUUAUCUAUGUUGCUCUUGCUCAAAGCACGACUGUCCGACCCUCCAGAUGACCAGACGACCCCAGACCAGCUGUACCACGGCUGCGAUAGCUAUUCCGACAAGUGGUGCGAUUUAAUGUGGUCUCUGGAUCCUGUGACCAGUAUGUUCUCUUCAAAUACUUGGAAAGGAGUGUGGUGUCAUGCUAGAUGGUGUUUUGUGGAGCCUGAUUGUCCAGCUAGCCGUUUAUUGUCCAUCACCGCAGACCAGCCAAACGAAUCGAUGGACGAGCCAGGAAAUGUGCUCACUGGUAUAAAGAUUAUUCUUGUCAAAAACAAUAACUAAUUUGAAGAUAAUCUACUUCCUAGAAGGAACAAGUACCGUCAAGUCGACAAUUGAAGAUAACCAUCUCGUUGUAGCCAUGAUCUCAGAUGCAUACCACAGAAUUAUCAUAAGAACGAUGUAGUGACUUUACUUAUUUGAUUGCAAAAGCGAACAAGAAGACCUUGACAUUCUACUAUACAUCGUGAGAAAUUCCCAUCCUCCCAGCUCCCAUAACGUAUGUGGGCUGUCCUCAGGAUCUAGCUGGCAUAAAAAUUAUGAGCUUCACCAAUUGACUACGUACAACACCAGUGCAUUUUUACAACAAAGAGUCCAGUAUUAUAUAUGAUAUCAGUACUUGUAGAGAUAGAUGGAUGACUUUAUCCUGGAGUUGCCAACAUUGUCUACCAAGCCUUGUACAUGUACUAGCGUUGUCUUCUAAGAAAGACUUCGGAUGGGACAACGUGAAUUUCGACGGUUUGAAUGUAACGGCUAGCGAAGACGCAGUUCACAAGGACAUGCGCAUCAUCCUGGACCACGCGGCUAGUGUGGACGAUGGCUCUGCUGUAUCCACGAUAGCAACACUUGCUCAGCCUACGGGUGAGCCAGAGAAGGGAGAUCAAGGACAACAGCCGCCAUACUGAUUCAAGUUCAGGGACCUCUGGACUGAGUAAAUGAUGACUAUGAUAUGCAUGCAUGUCAAAAACACCGACGUGCUUAUGAUACUGGAUUUCAACUCUCUUUACAUCAGAUGUUUCAAGUUCAUUGCCGGUCGUGCAGAAACCAGAUGACAAUUUCAAAAAUCUGAGGUUGAGUUCUUUCCGCAUCCAUCACAUACGAAAACCAAGCGUAAAAUAUAUCUUCUCGCAGUUUGUUCUGUAGGUACAAGUGUGCAGGUUCCACAGCCUUAUCAAAGUGAAAGCUAAAGAGGAACAUAUAUUUGAAUUUAGGUACGAGUCAAGGAGCAUAAGUAAUUGCUCCUUGUUCAUGUUUAUCUGAGUUAUUUGAACUAUUCAAGAUCAAGUUAUGGAUCUUUGAAGAGUGAGGAGCAGGAGCUGAAGCAUAGGAAGUGUUAUGUUAAGAAUGGUUUUCUUUAGAUUGUUCCUCUUCGUCUUGCAGCUGUUCUUCCUUACCCAACAGCUUUGAUAAUCUGUCCAUGAUGCCGGUGCCAACUUUUCCCUUUCUGUCCUGAUUCAUCGAUCGACUGUUGUACUUGUAUGCUCUUCUCUAUCUUUCAUACUGUUCGUGCAAGUACCCUUCCUUUAUCUAGUGCUUGCUUGCUGGCUUGCAUGCCCAUGGCGACGGAGAACAAGACUGUUCUAUCUUAUGGCACAAGUUAAGGCUUUCUAACUGACUGCGAAUGUUCUACAGUUGUGGUAGGUGUAGUGAGCCGGCGCCCCUGCUGUGCUACCACAAGCUUCACUCUAGAGCAUUGCGAGCGCCUUCUCUAUUGUUCCAUCGCCAAAAGAAGGACCUCAGGGGCAGAAGCAGUCCCUAAUGUGCGCCUAUUAGUUCAAUAAUUUUUUACUUUGGAGAAAAUUCAAGCAAGGACUGCAAAAAUCCGGACAGUGUUCAGUUUGUCGGGGCAUCAUGUGAAUCCGCAGAACACUCGCCGCCUACUGCUCUGCUUUAAGGAAAGCCUUCCCCAAUUGCGAGCAAAGAACCGCUGGCGCCCUCCAAAUCCCCACGGCCCUCCAGAAUCCCCCAGCACACACGUGCAGGCUAAUGCGGUGGACUCUGGAGGGGCGCGGGGAGUCACACACGAAACGAAACCAAAAGACAGAAAAGCCAAGGGGAGGCAAGUCGCAGAAGCCGCGAAGCGGAGCACUUCCAGGACUAGGAGGCGACAAUAGUGACCGUUUUCGUGUAGUUCUUAGCUGAUUAGGCGCCAAUCUAAUCAGCCACCUGCGGAAGCACCAGAGGAGAGGGCAGAGGCGCAGCGAGCACGCUUCACCCUCGAAACUUAACAAAAAGAGGAGGCGCGAGCCCUUUGGAACUGAAGCGGCAACCGGCCCGGCCCUCCUCGGAAAGCGCCAAGAUAUUGAAGAAGCCCCGGCGCUCUUGUUUGCUGUGUGUGUCCUUCUGGCUCGCAAGGACAUUUUGGAAAAAAAAUCGGAAGCCAUCCUUUCAGUUUUUUCGUCAAAGAUGGCCUUGCGAGCUGGAACACGGCAAACAAUAGCGGAGCCCAUUCAAUUCUGGCGAAACCCCCGGAAAGUCCCCCGCUGAAAUACUUCAAGAGAGUGCGAGCAAAGCCAGCAACCCCCCCCCCCGACAAUCUGCGCACACACGGCGGCGCGCGUGGGUCAUGGCUUGACCAUUUAAAGGCGGCGGUGUGUCUCUCUUUCUUGUAACUAAUCUGAUCCGGCGCGAGAGCCUCGGGGCGCCGUGUGGUCAAAAGUCCAACACUUAACAACAUGAAAAGACCCAAGGACGAAGAACCUCGGGCGGACUGCCUCAAAUCUCUCCGAUUGUGGUGAAAAAACUGGCCGCCGCAAGUGGGGCUUGAAUGGAGAAAAUUCAAGCAAGGACAGCAAAAAUCUGGACAGUAUUCAGCUUUUCCGGGCAUGAUGUGAAUCCGCAGAACGCUCGCCGUCUGCUGCUCUUCUUUAAGGAAAACCUUCCUCCAAUUGCGAGUAAAGAGCCGCGGGCCCCCUCCAAAUCCCCGCGCAGCUCCAGAAUCCCCCCGCACACACUUGCAGGCUGAUGCGGUGGACUCUGGAGGGGCGCGGCGAAUCACAUGAAACGAAACCAAAAGACAGAAAAACAAAAACCAAGGGGAGGCAAGAAGUUACAAAAGCCGCAAAGCGGAGCACUUCCAGGACUAGGCGGCGACAAUAGUGCCCGUUUUCGUGCAGUUCGUAGCUGACUUGGCGCCUUUAUAAUUUAACAAAAAAUGACCUCCCGGCAUCAGCAGCGGACUAGCUUGCGACUCUGCAAGAUACAUACUGACUUUUUUCUCAAGAAGAGAAAGAGUUUCUUGAAUUCUAAGGCCAAUGA